GAUCUAUUUGAUCUAACUGAGAUUUUUAUUUCUUUAAGUGACAAUUUGAAAAUCAGCUUUGGGAUUUUUAAUUUCUGAAUUUCAAUCAUAAAAAGAAAAAAAGAAAGAGAAGCUGUGAAUAAAGCUAAUCAAUAUAUUCAAUUCCUUUGCUUUUUCAUAGUUUUAGCUCAAUUUGACCGCCAAAAUUGUGGGCUUCAAUCAUUGUUGCUUUUAACUUUCGUGGUCAUUAAAGCUAUAGGGGUCUUCGAUUAUACCACAUUAUUCUUAUUUUUACCCUAUUAUUAGUUAAACCCAUUAUUAAAUAUACUGUUUAUUUUAAUCUAUUUGCUUUCCAAUCACAACCCAUUUUGUUUUUCAAUUUUUUGUUUGGUCGAAUAGCUUUAUUUGUGCAUUAGUGUUGAAUUUUCUACUGCAUUUGUGGAUAUCCGUUGGUUUAAGCAAAGCCCAUUUGGUCUAUUUGAUUUGGGAGUGUGAUUUUGGGUUCUUUAACUGCGGAUUUGUUUAUUUACUUCUCAGAUUGGUGAUAUUUUGUUGGGUUUUGAAUGAUAAGAAAUAGUAUGUUAUACUGUGAGAAAUGAAGUUGUGUGUUUUGAGAGAUGGGGUGUGUUUUUGGGAGAGAGAUCUCAUCAUCUGGGCCCCAUAGCGGCGAGUUUGUAGCUGGGAAAGGGAGGGAAAAGAGAGAGGAGAGAGAGUCGGCCGUGCCUACGUCGAGAAGAGAGAAAGUAGUCGCUUCUGAGAGUAAGGCGGAUAGCGGCGGCGCUAGUGUAGUUCAGAAUGGUGGGGAUCAGAAGGAGGAGCAGAAGGAUGGGACUGCACGGCCUCGAGGAGGAGAGAGGAGAAGGUCUAAGCCGAAUCCGAAGCUGAGUAAUCCUCCUAACAACAUCCAUGGCGAGCAAGUGGCUGCAGGAUGGCCAGCUUGGCUGUCUGCAGUAGCCGGAGAGGCUAUCAAUGGCUGGACCCCACGUCGUGCAGAUACAUUUGAAAAAAUUGACAAGAUUGGACAAGGGACUUAUAGUAAUGUGUAUAAAGCUAGAGAUGCUGUAACGGGGAAGAUUGUUGCCUUGAAGAAGGUUAGAUUCGAUAAUUUGGAGCCCGAGAGCGUGAGAUUUAUGGCCAGGGAGAUAUUGAUCUUGCGUCGCUUGGAUCAUCCGAAUGUUGUCAAAUUGCAAGGAUUAGUGACAUCGAGGAUGUCAUGUAGUUUGUACCUUGUGUUUGAUUACAUGGACCAUGAUUUGGCUGGCCUUGCUUCUAGCCCUGCAAUCAAGUUUACAGAGCCUCAGGUUAAAUGUUUCAUGCAUCAGCUAUUGUCUGGUCUUGAACACUGCCACAACCGCCAUGUGUUACAUCGUGAUAUUAAGGGAUCGAAUCUCCUUAUUGAUAGUGGCGGAGUUCUUAAGAUUGCUGAUUUUGGGUUGGCUUCGACUUUUGACCCGAACAAUAAGCAGCCCAUGACUAGUCGGGUGGUUACUCUUUGGUAUAGGCCACCGGAGCUGCUUCUUGGGGCCACUGACUAUGGUGUAGGUGUGGACUUGUGGAGUGCCGGGUGCAUUUUAGCCGAGCUAUUUGCUAGGAAGCCCAUUAUGACUGGGCGAACGGAGGUAAAUAUUUAAGUUCUUUAUUUAAAC
This is a messenger RNA of Olea europaea var. sylvestris, 1625 nucleotides long. Its product is annotated as probable serine/threonine-protein kinase At1g54610. Gene Ontology annotation, cellular component: cyclin-dependent protein kinase holoenzyme complex; nucleus. The transcript has 3 exons. Gene Ontology annotation, biological process: positive regulation of transcription elongation by RNA polymerase II; protein phosphorylation. The coding region runs from base 597 to 1610 and encodes 337 amino acids. The record is from RefSeq and is a predicted model, not a curated record. Gene Ontology annotation, molecular function: ATP binding; cyclin-dependent protein serine/threonine kinase activity; RNA polymerase II CTD heptapeptide repeat kinase activity. NCBI's taxonomy places the organism in Eukaryota, Viridiplantae, Streptophyta, Magnoliopsida, Lamiales, Oleaceae.